AUGUCCUGCUACGACCUGUACCCCUCCGCUGCCUGCGGCGCCCUCCGGCCCCAGCCCCUGGCUGACAGCGGGAACGAGCCGUGCGUCCGCCAGUGCCCCGACUCCACCACCGUGAUCCAGCCUCCCGCUGUGGUGGUCACCUUCCCCGGCCCCAUCCUCAGCUCCUUCCCCCAGGAUUCCGUGGUGGGAUCUGCUGGAGCUCCCGUCCUUGCAGCCUCUGGCACCUCCCUGGGCUAUGGGGGCUACGGAUCCCUGGGCUAUGGGGGUCUCUAUGGAUAUGGGGGUUAUGGCUCCCUGGGCUAUGGGGGUCUGUAUGGAUAUGGGGGUUAUGGAUCCCUGGGCUACGGGGGUCUGUGGGGCUAUGGGGGUCUGGGGUCCUGUGGGGGCUACCGGGGUCUGUAUGGCUCUGGCAGACUCUUUGGCUCUGGCUAUUGCAGCCCCUACUCCUCCUGGUACGGCCGCUAUGGCCGUGGCUACUGGGGCUCCUGCUAAACCCUGAUGAAAACCCUCUGGAUAAUGUAGAAGGGCAAAGUGAAAUGCAGAUUUUUCUUCCCUUUAAAUUCUGUCCUGAUACCUCCAUGAGUUCAAUUCCUUGUUAUCUUCCUUAUCACCCCUGUGGCUGAAUGCAGUGACAGACUGAAGUGUCUUUCAAGCUCUGCCUGUAUUUACAGUCCUGAUGUUACCAUGUUGUUUGUGUUCUUUUCAUUCUCAUUAAAACUAUUGCAUCACUGAAAA
Melospiza melodia melodia is the source of this 735-nucleotide messenger RNA. Its product is annotated as scale keratin-like. The coding region runs from base 1 to 492 and encodes 163 amino acids. Gene Ontology annotation, cellular component: intermediate filament. The record is from RefSeq and is a predicted model, not a curated record. Lineage: Eukaryota; Metazoa; Chordata; Aves; Passeriformes; Passerellidae. The transcript has a single exon. Gene Ontology annotation, molecular function: structural constituent of cytoskeleton.